CCUAAUGCUAAUUUGACAGGCCGGGUUUGCAUACAUCUGUGGUUUGCAUUUGCUUUUAAAAAGAAAGCAUGGUUUAGCAUGGGAUGGAUUUAUUCGUUUUAAUAGCUAAUUGUUAAACUUGUUCACGAGAACGAUUCAUAUGUGUUUGUUAUUCUUCGCCACGAAAAAUGUCACACUCCGAGAUAUCCUGUGGUUUAGAUUACAAUAUAACACCAGAUUUGCAAGCAUGUCUUACUGAAGCACUACAUUGUAAUUAUUCUUUUAUUGUUGCGCCGAUAGUUCAUCCACGUUUCCGUAGACAGUACAUUGCGGGUGCUAGUAAAACUGGCGGGUUUACCCGAUCGGAUAUGAUCUUAUCCCCUCAGGACUGGACUAUCAGGCUAGUCGGAAAACUAUCUCCUUACUUGAAUGUAGAUUCACCAUCAUCUACAGUAAAACAAAAACAUGAGAACUGUUUGAAUGAGGAGCUCUCGUAUUGUAGAGGUCUUGGAGUACCUGCAAUUAUGUUAACAUUGCAUGGACACCAAACUAAAAACCUUGCCAGAAUUCUUCAAACUUAUUAUGAAAACAGUUACCACUUGUCUCUCACAUGGGCACAUGUUCCAAUGGUUUGCAAUAGAACACUUAGAGUGUCUGCAUGCAGCAGUACUGAUGAUGAAGAGGCAGCUUGGAAUGAACCUUGGCAUUGGUGGUCAAAGUUUCAUGAGAGAAUGGACUGGGAUAAGCGUGUAGGAGUAGUCCUGGAGCUCUCUGCUGAUUUACCAUCACAGGAAAUUAUAAAAAGAUGGCUUGGUGAGCCAGUUAAAGCUAUUAUUGUGCCUACUAGUAUAUUCCACAAUAAUAAGAAAGGUUUUCCAGUAUUAUCCCGAGCGCAUCAGCAAGUUGUUGUGAGCAUGGUGGAGCGAGAGGCUCAAGUUAUAGUCAGUGGUGCCCGGAGAUCCAAUAUCCAAUUCUACCUACAAUAUUUAUACAGAAUAUGGAAAAGGAGGCCAAACCCAGCUGAUGAUCCAAUGCUGAGUUAUGCCAAGGGGUGGGAAGAUUAUUUACAAACACCUCUACAACCUCUUGCUGACAACUUAGAUACCCACACAUACAACGUAUUUGAGAAGGAUCCUGUAAAAUAUGAUCAAUAUCAAAAGGCAAUAGCACAUGCACUUAUAGAUCUAAAAACAGCAGACAUGCAGACACUUAUUGAAAAUAAUUUGCCUACUGAUAUGUCCCUAUCAGACAGCCAUACUAAUGAAAUGGGACAAGGAGAUCAUGCUAGAAAUGACAGGGUGUAUACUGUGAUGGUGCUAGGAGCUGGCCGAGGUCCACUGGUCAGGGCGGCUUUAAAUGCUGCUGAUGUCACUAAAACUAAAGUGAAGGUAAUAGCUGUGGAAAAAAACCCAUGUGCUGUAGUGGUGCUAGCGGCGCAGGCGCGGGAGGUAUGGCGCGGCCGCGACGUAGUGGUGGUGCCCGGGGACAUGCGCCAACUCAAUUUGUCGCCAAAGGCUGACAUCAUUGUCUCAGAAUUGUUGGGUUCCUGGGGUGACAAUGAGUUGUCACCAGAAUGUCUGGAUGGCGCAGCUGGUUUGCUAAAACUGGGUGGUAUAUCGAUACCUUGCAGAUAUAACUCUUAUGUCGCCCCAAUAUCUUCACCGCGACUCUGGGCCGCGGCGAAAGUAGCUUCAACAGGAGCCACCGUAAUCUCGAAAGAUAAAAAUCUUGAAACAUUAUGGGUUGUAUACAUGCAGAAUAAACAUGACAUUGCUGAAACAAAGUUGGUAUUUACUUUCAACCAUCCAGCGAAGAGUGUGACAGAUAGUGAGGGUCAAGAAAUAUCGGAUUUUAGAGGGUUACCAAUCACAGACAACAGAAGGUCUGCUACACUGUCCUGGGAAGUCAAACAGGACAAUGUGAUGCACGGUUUUGGAGGAUACUUCGACUGCUUAUUAUAUGGAAACGAGAUGAUUAGCAUAUUGCCUGCCACACAUAGCCCAGGAAUGAUAUCUUGGUUCCCAGUUUUUAUCCCAAUCAAGACACCCCUGCGAGUAGAGAAAGGACAAGUGAUAACUGCCACAUUUUGGAGAUGUGUGGAUUCUCGAAGAGUAUGGUAUGAGUGGAUUGUAGAAGUUGGAAAGCACACCACUCCCCUCCACAAUGCCAAUGGCCGAAGUUCUCAAAUGUUGUUAUGAUUUAAAACAUACUUUAAU
Messenger RNA from Amyelois transitella, 2195 nucleotides. RefSeq names its product protein arginine N-methyltransferase 5 (gene csul). Gene Ontology annotation, cellular component: cytosol; nucleus. Gene Ontology annotation, biological process: peptidyl-arginine N-methylation; regulation of DNA-templated transcription. The record is from RefSeq and is a predicted model, not a curated record. The coding region runs from base 168 to 2177 and encodes 669 amino acids. Lineage: Eukaryota; Metazoa; Arthropoda; Insecta; Lepidoptera; Pyralidae. The transcript is spliced from 9 exons.